AAAUAAUUAUUUGGUUAAAUUGCAGCAUUAAGUUAAAACUCACAAUUCAAAUUUAAUUAACUUAAAAACAAUAUUUAGACAACGUGUCUCUUGUUGUAAAAUCAACUUCAUAAACUUUAAUUUCUGAGUUAAAACCAAAACAAUUUUCUUGUCGACUUAAAUUUCAUUUUCAGGUUAAACCAUCUUCAAAUGUUUUACAGUGUUGCUGGAAGGAUUUUUACUUUGACAAUUUUACUUCUAUGAUGCGUAACCGUGGCAACAUGGUUUUGUUUUUACAACUGCAAGCAGCUGAUUAGCAUCUCAAAAGCUCAAAGAAAGCGAUUUAAAUCAGAGCUGCAUAAGCAAACCUGGUGGAUUAGAAAUUGGUUUCCAACAACUCAUUGUGUUAUGAAGGACACGUUACUUUGGAAUAUUGUCUCUGCUGCCUGAAUAUUGAGCUGUUAGCAUGUUAAAGUCUUCAGUCAGAGGCCUUUUCAGAGUCCUUGCAAGACUGACUGCUACCAGAGAUCUUUCCUGCCCACAGCAUCACCAUCAACAGCAACUCUUUCAAGAUACUUGAAUGAUAAAAUGGUUCUUUACUAAUCCUGUGGAAAUUCAGGUAUCCUGUGGCAUCCAUAAAAGUUACCCAUUCCCAGAUCAAAUGGUUAAAAUUCACAUAAUAAAAAGAUAAGAAAGACAGUAUGGUGCAGAAAGUGUUUUUAUCUUUGUCAGUGUAAACACACACAAGGCACAAUGACUUAGAGACAGAAAAUAUCAGAAGUAGCCUAUUGUCUCCUUUUAUUAGACUCAAAGUUUUUUGUACUAGAGACUUUCUGAUUUUAGAUUUUCAAAAAAACGUUUAUAAAACGUGUAAAAAAUAAUCUACAGAAAUCCAAAAAUCCCACAUCAAAGCUGGUGGUUAGUGCUGAGACAAAGAGGCUGUUUGUGAAAAAUAAUCCAAAACGGCAAUACCCAUAUUUACAGCACCAUACUGAAAACGUUAUGUUAGCUACGCCUAAACAAUUUUACAAAAACAUUUUGUUAUAUUUAAUCCAUUUCCAGUAUUGUUAUUUUUUAAGUUCAAAUUAAAGCGGAACUAAAGUUAGUUCACAGUUUCUCCCAGAGCGUCACAGGGAGAAGCACGGGAGAUCCAAACACAGCCUGACAGCGUUAGCUUGGCUUCGGAGACUGUCAGGAGACUCCAUCUGUUCUUUUAGGCGGAGCAUUUCACUGUCUGCAUUAAAAAUGUCUUCAGUUCAGCCUCGGAGAGCGCUAAGUAAGGAGCAUGAAACUCCCGCUGAAGAAACAUUUCCUGAGUUUAAAGAAAUCAUCGUCAAGUCCGAAGAGGAGGUCGAUGAUUUGCCUCAAUUUUAUGACAGUAAAGACGACCAGCAGCCCUCUAGCCAGGAGAAGAAAACCAGUUUGGACGAGGAGGAAUCAGAACCUCUUCUGAUGAAACGGGACCAAGAGGAACAAGAGGAGCAGGUGGAGCUGGUACAUCUGGAGAUAAAAGAGGAAGAGGAGGAACUCUACAUUAGUCAGGAUCAAGAGAGCGUUGUGUUGAAGCAGGAGAUUGAUACGUCAACGAUGACUCUUUACAAUAAGAAAAAAUCUGCUUCUAAACGUAACCAGGAAGUUCCUGAAUCUAAGAAACAGGAUCCCGAAGGCCCUGGAUCCAGAAAAGACGAAGAACCAAAACAAAACAGCUUCCUGAAAACUCAUACAUUCAAGAAUCUAUACUCCUGUAAAAUUUGUGGCAAAAUUUUCCCUCAAAACAGUCACUUAACGAGACACAUGAGAAUUCACACAGGUGAGAAGCCGUUUUCAUGCGUCACCUGUGGAAAAUGCUUCAGUCAGAAAGGUAACUUGGCGUAUCACAUGAAGGGUCACACCGGCGAGAAGCCCUUCUCGUGCAUCACCUGUGGAAAAAGCUUCAGUUUCAAAAGUAUUUUACUCAUUCAUUCAAGAAUUCACACGGCUGAAAAGCCCUUCUCAUGUCUGACCUGUGGAAAAAGCUUCACCCAGAAAAGCAGUUUGACGUAUCACAUGCGGGUUCACACGGGUGAGAAGCCAUUCUCCUGCAUGUUCUGUGGAAAAACCUUCAGGCAAAGAUCGAAAUUAACUCGUCACACCAGAAUCCACACUGGCGAGAAGGCGUAAAACUGAAGCAUCGAGGUGCUUUUGAAACUCAACUGUUCAGAAUCUGGAGUGAUUAAUACGUAAUCACAGCUUAACUACAUUUUUCUGACGAAGAAAAAUAAGAAUCGCACUAAAAUAUUAAUUACACUAAUGUAAUGUCUUUCUGCCAAGUUUGACUUCCCAGUUUAAAGGGAGGUUCAAUCGGCGAACCAAACAGUGCUGAUGUUUGAUCUUUUUGUCUUCCUUUGCAUGGAUCUUCAUUGACUUCAAAGCAAGUCUGACUUGUGAUGUUUUUCCAGUGUAUUUUUUUUCAUAUGCAGACUGUUUUGAAGAAGGUUUAGUUUAGAGAAUGUGUUGAUAAAAUUAUUUAAAUGUCUGAUUUAAAAAUGUCUUGGAAUAAAUAAAAAAAAAUGUCUGUAGGUUUUACAGAACAAAAUGGACUGCUUGUGAGUUUUUCCUCACAACAAACAUGAAAUCCUGGUUGCUAAUAGGGACCAUUGAAGUUUAAAUACAUGAAAGCAUAACUGACAUUUUAAUGUGAAUGUUUUCCUUCGUGUUCAGUGUUAUGAAUAGAAAAGGAAUAAAAACCUGGUUGAAUACGCAU
This is a messenger RNA of Xiphophorus hellerii (green swordtail), 2722 nucleotides long. Its product is annotated as zinc finger protein 570-like. Gene Ontology annotation, biological process: regulation of transcription by RNA polymerase II. Lineage: Eukaryota; Metazoa; Chordata; Actinopteri; Cyprinodontiformes; Poeciliidae. Gene Ontology annotation, cellular component: transcription regulator complex; PcG protein complex; chromatin. The transcript has 2 exons. The record is from RefSeq and is a predicted model, not a curated record. Gene Ontology annotation, molecular function: RNA polymerase II cis-regulatory region sequence-specific DNA binding; DNA-binding transcription factor activity, RNA polymerase II-specific. Bases 1225 to 2139 code for a protein of 304 amino acids.